Molecule: messenger RNA, 492 nt
Organism: Lottia gigantea (owl limpet)
Lineage: Eukaryota; Metazoa; Mollusca; Gastropoda; Lottiidae
Exons: 5
Coding region: 1-492 (163 amino acids)
Molecular function (GO): calcium ion binding
Source: RefSeq, a predicted model, not a curated record
AUGAUAUCUAUUGAGAAAAUCAAUGUUUUGCAGACAGUAGAUCAAGAUAGGUCUGGUAAAAUUACAGCAACUGAAUUACAACAAGCUUUAAUGAAUGGAAACUGGUCAGCUUUUAACCCUGAAACCUGUCGUCUAAUGAUUGGUAUGUUUGAUAGAGACAAGAGUGGAACAAUAGAUAUUCAUGAAUUUGCUGCCUUAUGGAAAUAUAUACAAGAUUGGAAAGCUUGUUUUGAUAGAUAUGACCGAGAUCGAUCAGGCAACAUAGAUGCAGGAGAACUUCACACUGCUCUCAGAGAAUUCGGUUAUCAAUUAUCACCUCAAUUUUGUAAUAUUGUUGUAAUGAAGUUUGAUAGACAAGGGAGAAGAAGUAUCAAUUUUGAUGAUUUUAUCCAAGCUUGUGUUAUGUUAAAAACAUUAACAGAUAAAUUCCGUGCUAAAGAUCAACAAUUAGUUGGAAAUAUCAGAAUUAAUUAUGAGGAGUUUCAAUGUUGA